GUUUCCGCUUCCGGCAGUACAAGGAUCCCUGUCGAGAUGGAGGAAGAUGCGAACCGAGUUUGUCUGUCGCUGGGAAUGGAGGGGAGUGCGGGGACCGCAGUCUAGGAGUCCAGGACUGGAGUUCUCAGACGCGGCCGAACCGCCGGGGUCUGAGAAGGUAAGCGACAACGGUGCUUGGGUGCUUUGAGGAAUCAGAGGUACCUAAGGACCGACUUGUCGAGGAGGCAGCGGACGUCUGCUCUGCGGGGCUACAUCGCCAUGGGAGGCCGCCCUGCAAUUUUGGCUACGAAAGGCAAAUCCGGCGAGGCUUUCUGGCAUAGGAGCAUGAGAAUCUGACAACUAGCGAAGCAUGGCGAGGAGCAUACCCAGGGACCCCGAACUGGCUGUGCAAGAGCCGGACCGAAGGUCUCCGGGCACAAUGGAGGACAAGCGGAACAUCCAGAUCAUCGAGUGGGAACACCUGGACAAGAAGAAGUUCUAUGUGUUUGGUGUGGCAAUGACGAUGAUGAUCCGCGUUAGCAUGUACCCGUUCACCCUCAUUCGCACCCGGCUGCAGGUUCAGAAGGGCAAGAGCCUCUACCAUGGGACCUUUGAUGCCUUUGUCAAGAUCUUGCGAGCAGAGGGAGUGGCUGGCCUCUACCGGGGCUUCCUGGUCAACACCUUCACUCUCAUCUCUGGCCAAUGCUAUGUCACCACUUAUGAGCUUACCCGGAAAUUUGUAGCCGACUACAGCCAGAGUAACACAGUGAAAUCACUGGUAGCUGGCGGCUCGGCCUCCCUCGUGGCCCAGAGCAUCACAGUGCCCAUAGAUGUGGUCUCCCAGCACCUGAUGAUGCAGCGCAAGGGCGAGAAAAUGGGUCGCUUCCAAGUUCCUGGGAACCUAGAGGGACAAGGGCUCAUUGCCUUUGGUCAAACUAAGGACAUCAUCAGACAGAUCCUGCGGGCUGAUGGGCUUCGAGGUUUCUACCGAGGCUAUGUGGCCUCACUGCUAACGUACAUCCCAAACAGUGCUGUGUGGUGGCCCUUUUAUCACUUCUAUGCAGAGCAGCUGUCGCGCCUGUGUCCUCAGGACUGCCCUCACAUUGUCUUCCAAGCCGUCUCCGGGCCCCUGGCUGCAGCCACUGCCUCCGUCCUCACCAACCCUAUGGAUGUCAUCCGAACCCGUGUGCAGGUUGAAGGCAAGAGCUCCAUCAUCCUGACCUUCAGACAGCUGAUGGCAGAAGAGGGACCUUGGGGCCUCAUGAAGGGCCUCUCUGCUCGAAUCAUCUCGGCUACACCCUCUACUAUCGUCAUCGUGGUGGGCUACGAGAGCCUCAAGAAACUCAGCCUCCGACCUGAGCUGGUGGACUCAAGACACUGGUAGCCAAUGGCGGACAGAAAGGCUGUGGUUUCACACAUUCUUCUGGGCCAGGGUAGAGCAGGGAGGAGAGUAUCCUUGUGAAUGCCACCACGACACACCCAUCUUGCUUCUGGCCCGCUGACCUAUCUGGGACAAUACGAGAAACUUUGGACGGCUCUUGCUGAGGAGGUCCUGUGCUGGCUUCCUUGUUCCCAGAUCUGGGCCCCUCACUAGGUCCUCAUACCCAGUCACGGCCUGAAGAUCAACCUCCACAGGACCCUGCUGGCCCCUUGCUGAUGCCCCUCUCUCUGUGUCAGCCCCUCAGGCCUGGAGAGGAGCUGCUAUAGAGUUUGCUUGUCCCCUGCUUUUCCAUCGUAAGACUUUUAAGUCCUGACAGCUUCAGGCCUACUGUCAGAAGCCCUCCUCGGAGAAGUGGAAAACUGUGACGUCGAUCCCAGUUCUUUAUCCCUUUAUUUCUUAUGCUUGCUUAAAUUUGGAACCGAGUUGUCCACUGGACUACUCUGCUUUGCCCUACCUUUGGGGACAAAUGGGGGCAGGGCACUCUGCAGGGCGUUCGUCUUCUCUGGGAGCUACUAAGAUGGAGAAAUGCCAAGGCUUCAUUUGGUUUGUAUAGUUGAACAUCUGUGAAGCAGGCAACUAGUCCUGACAGCAUCGGGUCUACUGUCAGAAGCCCUCCUCGGAGAAGUGGAAAACUGUGACGUCGAUCCCGGUUCUUUAUCCCUUCCCUUCCCUUUUAGGCCGGGGACACUGAAGACAAGAAUGGGCUGUUGGCCUCCACUGGGACUACAGUGGAGGGCGCAGUCCUAAGUGGAUCAAACUUACACUGGAACAUUUCCCUGAAGCCAGGUUGAGAAAGCCACUGGCUUGGCAAGUAAUGAGAGGUGCGUGUUCCUCACUGCUCUCUCCUCAGGCCAGCUGAGCCAAGCCCCGGAGGCAGCAGUGGAGGCGCUGAGCCCCAGGCAGCAAUGCCACUUACAUACCUGUCCCCCAGAUGAACAACAGGUGUCUCCCAGCGGGACUCUGGAAUAUGAACUGCCCUUGUUUUUCUUGUCCUUGGUUGUGAAGUGUCAUCCUAGUCAUGGUACCCUGUGGUGGCAGCAGAAGAAAGAACAGUCAGGAAGACACCCAAGGCCAGGCCCACUUCAGUGACCAGCCUCAUACUGCCAAAAUUGUUGAUGCUCCCGCAGGGGCUUCUUCCCAGCCUCCACCAAGCCUAUCCAGAGAAACAUGGCCCGUGGAGUGGGAAGAAGGCAGUCAAAUUGCCUACUUAAGAUGAUGGCCUGGGUGAUGCUUUCAACCUUUUUUAGUGGUCCCAUGCCUUGGGAAACGUCAUGGUGCCAAUCUGGAAGGUGCUAGCUAACUGAAGCCUUCUCGUUUCUCAUGGCUGCUCCACAUUCUUCCAUCCUGAGUAGGAGCCAUCUCUGUACUGACCUCUGUAGUCUAUUCUCGUUUCCUCUUGAAGACGCGUCCUAGGCUGGGUUUGAUUCACCACGUAGCAGAGGAUGACCUUGAACUCUUGAUCCCCCCCCCCCCACACACCUCCUGAGUUCUGGGUUUACUGUGUGCUGCUAGGCCUCACUUCCUGCACUUUAUUGCUAGAGUCCCCCAAUUUUGUCCAUAGUCAUCUGAAGGGCAGAGCCCACAGAUCAUUUUAAAUCUUUUUACUCCUCACAUCCACCCAAGUACUGUCAAUACAAUGGAAGCAAGGACCCCCACACCACAAGCUUUUCUGAGCGUGACUUCUUGAGUCAGUCUCUCAUCUUUCUUUGAGCCUUCCUUACUGGGGCAGAGUGCGGACACCACGGGAGGGUCCUGCUUCUCAAGCCUUAGGCUAUUUCUUCCUCCUGACUUCAUUAUUUUUUCUUUCUUUCUUUCUUUUUUUUUUUUUUUGACAGGGUUUCUCUGACUUCCAUUUUCUUGUGCAGUGUGUAGUCUCUCCCGCUCCUGUCGAUUCUCCUCCCUUUCCUUAGGCACCCUGUCCUGACCCCUACUUUCUUAUCCGAAGUCAGGGACUAGAAUAGGCCAGUGGGCGCCCGUCUUUCCAAAACUGGAGAGCAAGACAGCUAGAAAUUUCAACCUGUUGGUCCAUAACCUAUUUUAGAAACUCGAAAAGACUGGAAAACAUGGGGAAGAAAAUGCACUUAAGCAUUUGAUAAAAAUGGACUAUCGAGGAUAUUAGCAGCGAAUAUUCACUGUUGCACUGUAUGAAAUCUUUGAAAUGUAAUUAAAAGUUUUUAUUGAGGCCCCAAA
Molecule: messenger RNA, 3610 nt
Organism: Microtus ochrogaster (prairie vole)
Lineage: Eukaryota; Metazoa; Chordata; Mammalia; Rodentia; Cricetidae
Gene: Slc25a44
Product: solute carrier family 25 member 44
Biological process (GO): transmembrane transport; branched-chain amino acid catabolic process; branched-chain amino acid transport
Cellular component (GO): mitochondrion
Molecular function (GO): branched-chain amino acid transmembrane transporter activity
Source: RefSeq, a predicted model, not a curated record